Messenger RNA from Nanorana parkeri, 1811 nucleotides. Its product is annotated as transcription elongation regulator 1-like. The annotation marks the transcript as partial. The record is from RefSeq and is a predicted model, not a curated record. Gene Ontology annotation, cellular component: nucleus. Lineage: Eukaryota; Metazoa; Chordata; Amphibia; Anura; Dicroglossidae. The transcript is spliced from 12 exons. Gene Ontology annotation, molecular function: transcription coregulator activity; RNA polymerase binding.
CUAUCUAAUGGUGUUUUUUUUCCCCCCACAAUUAGGUGUGUUGUGUGGACUGGUGAUGAACGGGUCUUUUUCUACAAUCCUACCACUCGUCUCUCUAUGUGGGACAGACCAGAAGACCUGAUUGGAAGAGCUGACGUUGAUAAAAUUAUACAGGAGCCUCCACAUAAAAGAGGAUUAGAGGAUGACAAGAAAUAUUUCAAAGAAGAUCACGAAUCUGCAGACGAUGGGAAUGACGAUGAGCCAGUGAAAGCAAAAAAGAGAAAGAAAGAGGAGACAGAAUCUGAAAAAGAAACGACAAUGGAUGCUGAAAUUAAAGCAGCUCGAGAGCGAGCAAUUGUUCCCCUGGAUGCUCGAAUGAAGCAGUUUAGAGAUAUGUUGCUUGAGAGAGGGGUGUCAGCGUUUUCAACCUGGGAAAAGGAGCUUCACAAGAUUGUGUUUGACCCUCGUUAUUUACUUCUUAACCCUAAGGAGAGGAAACAGGUGUUUGAUCAGUAUGUGAAAACCAGGGCAGAGGAGGAGCGGAGAGAGAAGAAAAACAAGAUUAUGCUGUCAAAGGAAGACUUUAAGAAAAUGAUGGAGGAAGGCAAGGUUAAUACAAGAAUGACCUUUAGUGAAUUUGCAGCCAAACAUGCCAAAGAUCUCCGUUUUAAAGCCAUUGAAAAAAUGAAAGAUCGAGAAACCUUAUAUGGUGAAUUUAUGGUAGCGGCAAGAAAGAAAGAGAAGGAAGAUUCCAAAAACAAAGGAGAGAAGGUGAAAAAUGACUUCUUUGAGCUGUUAGCAAAUCACCAUUUAGAUGCACAGUCUCGAUGGAGCAAAGUAAAAGACAAAUUUGAGGGGGAUCCCAGAUACAAGGCUGUAGAGAGCUCCUCGGCCCGAGAAGAACUUUUCAAACAGUACAUCGAAAAGUUGGUGAAAAAUUUGGAUACUGAAAAAGAAAAGGAGCUAGAAAGGCAGGCUCGUAUUGAGGCCAGUUUACGGGAACGAGAACGGGAGGUGCAGAAAGCCAGAUCUGAACAGACCAAGGAGAUUGAUAGAGAGCGAGAGCAGCACAAGCGGGAGGAAGCCAUCCAGAAUUUUAAAGCCCUCCUGUCUGAUAUGGUUCGAUCUUCAGACGUUUCGUGGUCAGACACCAGAAGGACGUUACGAAAAGAUCACAGAUGGGAAUCUGGUUCACUACUUGAAAGAGAAGAAAAAGAAAAACUUUUCAAUGAGCACAUUGAUGCUCUUACAAAGAAGAAGCGAGAACAUUUCCGACAGCUCCUGGAUGAAACGUAUACAAUUACUUUAACUUCAACUUGGAAAGAAGUUAAGAAAAUUAUAAAAGAUGACCCUCGGUUUAUAAAGUUUUCUUCCAGUGAUCGGAAAAGGCAAAGAGAAUUUGAAGAAUAUAUCCGAGAUAAGCACAUAACUGCCAAAGCUGACUUCCGGACGCUUUUGAAGGAAACAAAAUUUAUUACAUACAGGUCAAAGAAAUUAGUUCAAGAAUCUGACCAGCAUCUAAAGGACGUUGAAAAGGUUCUUCAAAAUGACAAACGCUACCUAGUACUUGACUGCAUUCCCGAGGAGAGACGUAAACUUAUUGUGUCCUAUGUAGACGAUCUUGAUAGACGUGGCCCACCGCCUCCACCAACUGCCUCAGAGCCUGCACGAAGAACCACAAAAUAACGGGACAUCCCCUACUUAAAUAUAUGUCCAUUCAUACCAACUGUUCAUAACAACUGCAUGAGCAACACCGCAAGGUUUGUCUUGGGUAAUUAUCCUAAAAGCAACUGCAAAAGAAAAGCAAAACAAAUAACUUCAUGUACACAAGG